CUCUGGUCCUCUCUGAAUUGUUUGGGGCUUUUGAUAACUCGAAGAAUUGCUGUGACACUCGGAAAAAUGGCAGCCUCCGCAAUGCCAGAGAAUACGCUGUCGCAGCCACUUUUGGUUCCACCGUCUGCUCCUUCAGACCUAUGGAAAUCAAUCUACGGCAACUUUAUCCCUCAGUUUGAGCAGCUUCGGCACCGAGGUAUCAUCACGUCGGCACAGCUCAAGACUAUCAAAGGUGCCCAAGGAGCACAGGACCUCCUCGAUGCCAUUUUACAACACCAGGGCGUGACACCCGAGCAGCGCACUUCCUCUGCUCCUCGCGUCGUCGAAAACUCAACGGUUUGGUCGCUAGAAAAGUUCCGCACAUUCGGAACUGCCAUAGACACUUUGGCGCAGGCAAAUUUCAUUAGUUGCCUCUUCUGGGGUGGCUUAAAGGCUGCACUUAUGGUGAUAAACGAUGUUAGAGACUCAAAAUCCGACCUUAUCCAACAGUUCCAUGAAAUUGUUCACAUCGUCAACCUUGUCGGCGAAUACCGAAAACUUCUCGAGGAUAUACAUGGCUUCCGUGACAAGAUAGAACCGCCAAUGAAAGAAUUUUACGAAGGUGUUCUAGUGUGGACGUUGCACUGCUUCAGCUGCUUACCUCGGGCUCGGGGUAGUUUCCCUCGUCAACUGCUAAAUGGUCUGAAAAAAUCUCAACCAUUAGCAAAGAUCGCUGGCGCAAACUUCGCGAGAAUCAGGAUAGCGAAACAUAAAAUUCUUGAUAUUGUCGAGCAAGAAAAGUUUCGUCAAUUCAAAGCAACGUUCGGACCUCUUGCACUUGCUCGAACUGACCAGAACGCGAGCUCUGAUGAAAACGGCCCACGACUAUGGAGUGUAUCAAAUUCUCCACCAUUUCCGCUUUGUAAUAGAUUUCUUGGGAGGAAUGAUGCCAUGUCUGAAUUGUGUCAACUGUUGCACAAGAGCGGACGAGCCGCCAUAUGGGGAUGGACUGGCAUGGGCAAAUCCCAACUCGCUUUCCAGUACCUCUCGACAUCAGCACAAAAGUACCAGCUAAAAUAUUGGAUAGAUUGUUCUUGCUUGGCAUUUCUGGAGAAUUCAGUCAAGAAUAUGAUGGCGCGGAUGAGCUUUCACGCACGAGGAGAGAAUCCUGAUUUGGCAGUUGAAAUUCUCUGCGAUGCCCUCGAGCAAACAGAACAUCCCUGGCUCCUCGUUUUAGACGACUGCUGCACAGCCACAAUCGCAAGAGUGUGGAAGCUCCUUCCAUCAAGAAACGGCCACGUCAUAUUUACGACCAAGGACCUUCAGGUUGCUCAACAACUUGUUCUUCACGUUCCUGAGAGGUGUAUUAGACCGGGUCCUAUCUCUCAUUCUGAUAGUCUUCAGCUCCUACUCGGCUCGUUGAGUCAAGACGCUGAAGCCAAUCCUGAGGAAAUCCAAGCAGCGGAGAAGAUCAAUUCCGUUUAUACUCUGGGGUGGCCUUACGCAAUCUCCAUUAUUGCGUCCCAUGCUAAACACCAUGUUGGCUCAAAUCGCUUGUCAAUCCUUCUACGCCUGCUUGAGUCAUCAGAAUACCGAGACACGGUGCUGACAAACGAACUGACUGAAGUUUCCGUCCGGAAAACGCUUGAAGCAUCUCUUUUGGAUCUUCCACUCCCCGUUCGAGCUCUCCUUUCAGUCCUUGCAUGCCUCGAUGCCGUCUCAUUUCCUAAAAGGCUACUUCUCCCACUGGUGCCUCUAGGCAGUCGUUUAAUUCCUAUUCCCCUCGCCGAUGGCAAUUCUCAUGCAGUUCAAUUGAGUUCAUUUUCGGAUCAACUCGAACUUGAGCUUCAUAUUGCAGAGCUAUCGAGACGUGGGUUUAUUUUCCAAAAGACAGGUGCUGACGGAGAGACCAAUUAUUGGAUGCAUCGACUCCUGAUCUCCACCGUUCAGUCAACUCAGCUGAACAUUGAUCAAGGCAUGGAAGCUCUUAAAACUGCUCUAGACAUUUGCGAAACUUUUUUCCCAAACGACGAGGGCAGUCCAGAAACAUGGAGGAAUGCUGCAGAUUCGUUUCAACAAUUUGAUGCCUGUAUAUCAUUUGCGGCAAAACAUCGACUUCAUGAAGAGGCCGCAAAGACAACCAUACUAAAACGAGGAUAUCUGUUAUAUCACUGGAAAGGAGAUCACCGGUCCGCUGAAGAAAUUAUCGUCUCUCUUCUCCGAGGACCCCGUAUACCACUACACCAGCGGUCAAAUACAGAUUUAGAGCUUCUGGCUCUACUGAGCCUUGUUAGAUCGUACAUAGGAAUGACAAAUAUCCAGCAACUCCGUGCGCACCACCGGCUGUACAAACCGAUUCUCUCCGAAUGUUUGAAACGAUUCAAGCCUCCAAAUGAUAUCAUCAUUAGCCUGAUGACCAGAAUUGGAAAUAACGCGAUGAGACACGACUGCAACGAGAGCCUGGUGCUGUUAGGUCGGGCCUACCGGCACAGAUUGUCAAUUUCUCCAUUCGGGAGAAAUCACCCAAGGAUAUUUUGACAAGGCACUAAAAAUGCUUUCCAAACUUGAAGCUCGCCUUCGCAAUACCGAC
Molecule: messenger RNA, 2569 nt
Organism: Hyaloscypha bicolor E
Lineage: Eukaryota; Fungi; Ascomycota; Leotiomycetes; Helotiales; Hyaloscyphaceae
Exons: 8
Coding region: 67-2517 (816 amino acids)
Molecular function (GO): ADP binding
Source: RefSeq, a predicted model, not a curated record